Eimeria tenella is the source of this 924-nucleotide messenger RNA. RefSeq lists its product as uncharacterized. The record is from RefSeq and is a predicted model, not a curated record. Gene Ontology annotation, biological process: protein phosphorylation. The transcript is spliced from 4 exons. Bases 1 to 924 code for a protein of 307 amino acids. Gene Ontology annotation, molecular function: protein kinase activity; ATP binding. Lineage: Eukaryota; Apicomplexa; Conoidasida; Eucoccidiorida; Eimeriidae.
AUGAGAAGGUUAAAACGAAGAGAAGCAACUAAGGAGCUGUGCGGACGGCUGGAAGGCUCUAAAGAAGGAAUAAAGAGCCGACGGCGAAAUAGAGGGCAGCAGCGCAAACUGCAGCAAGAAAGCCAGAAGCAGCAGCAGCAGCAGCAGCAGCCGGUAAGCGCAGAUGAAGAAGCAGCAGACCAUUUAUUGACGCAGGAGGCGGAAGACCAGAAUUGCCAGCAGCAGACCCAUGACACACAAGAAGAGCAGCAGCAGCAGCAGCUGCUGCUGCUGCUCCUGCAGCAGGAACACCAUGCUACCCAGCAAGUGCAGCAGCGUGGAGGUUCGCAGCCGCAGAAGCAACAAUUGCAGCAGCAGCAGCAGCAGCAGCAGCAGCAGCAGAAAGAUGCCCCUCAGGAGCAGCUUGCAGAGGUAGCAGGCACCGGCACAGACAGGCCGGGUGCUGCAGCAGGAAGCAGUGAUUCAGGAGCAGCAGCAGCUGGUGCUGUUGGUGCUAAUCCGGCUGCUGCUGCUGCUGCUGCUGAUUCGCCUGCUGCUGCUGACGCUGCUGGUGAAGUGGCUGGUGCAGCAGAAUCAGUCCGUGAGGCAGCAGCAGCAGAAAGUCUCAGGGACUUUAUGUCGCUGCCUAGUUUGCCAGCUGGCGAGGGACCCGUGACGAGCAGCAGCAGCAGCAGCGGCAGCAGCAGCGGCAGCAACAGCAGCAGGGCGUGGGGGGAAAUGAGCGUGGCAGUGAAGGCCUUCCGGCAGCGGGACAGCCAGGGCGCGCAGCGCAGCCUGUACGCAGAACUCUCGGUGCUGUCGCUGCUGCGGCACCCCAACGUGCUGCUGCUGCUGGGCGUUGUGGGGCCCCCCGUGUACGGGCUGGUGACGGAGUACGUGGGGGGCGGCUCGCUGUUCGACCUGCUGCACCGGCAGCAGCGAUGA